AUGGCCGGCAAAUACAACUGCACACUGUGUGACAAGCACUUCACGGCCAAAAGCAGUCUCAAGAACCAUGUGCAGAGCGUUCACCGCAGAGAAGUCGUCGUCUGUCGUUUCUGCCGAUCGACUGUCAAAGCAGACAUGUCCAACGUUCGCAGGCACGAAGACGGCUGCAAACGCAACAGGGCCGGCAACGGCGGCCGUUUGAAGUGCUUCUGGCACGGUUGCAACUACAACUGCAGCCGUUCCGACAACAUGAAGCGGCACAUGAGAAAGUGCCGUCACAAGCCCACUAACUGGGCUGGCGGGUACCCAAACCCCGUCAGGAACAAUGGCCAGCAAGUUGCUCCAACACAGGGGCAAGAAGCACCCGCCCUGGCUCAAGGGACUGCUGUCACGCCCCAAACGGGCGUGAAUGCCUUCCAGCAGGGCAUCGACUUGGCACCAGGCGACCCUACCAAUCCGGUGUGGUUCGCAGCCAAUUAUCCGCAGUUCGACGGUUAUUGGCAACCGGCUGCAGCGUAUCAAUCGCCUGCGGCCGCCAUGCCCGCCAACGUCGACUACCAGGUUGUUGAACCUGAGUGGAACGCCUCUGAAAAUACCCCGUUGACAGAUUACGGGUUGGUUUGCAAAACUUGGCCAGGGCGGCUUCAAACACAUCAACCACUGGCGGCAGAUCAGAAUAGCGUGCAGAAAUGGUGGUAUUGGAGGCAAUCUUUCAAACCGGCUGUUGGUCACCACAGCCCUCCAACAUUCAACAUCAACCUCGUCGACAUCAACCUCGUCGACAUCAAACUCCUCGAUAUCAACCUCCUCGAUGUCAACCUCCUCGAUAUCGACCUCCUCGAUAUCAACCUCCUCAACAUCAACCUCCAAUCCUCAUCUUCUUGA
This is a messenger RNA of Fonsecaea multimorphosa CBS 102226, 885 nucleotides long. RefSeq lists its product as uncharacterized. The coding region runs from base 1 to 885 and encodes 294 amino acids. The transcript has 3 exons. The record is from RefSeq and is a predicted model, not a curated record. NCBI's taxonomy places the organism in Eukaryota, Fungi, Ascomycota, Eurotiomycetes, Chaetothyriales, Herpotrichiellaceae.